AUGGCAUCAACCCAAACCUUACAGGGGCUUUCCAAGCCUAGACUCAUCUACCGAGCCCCAGAGAACUCUGAAGAGGACAUUGCAUUUUUCUAUGAUCUUAUUAACGACCCCACAAUCCAAACACUGAGCACUGGACGUCUCCCGCGCCCAUCUCACAAAAAGUCCGCAGAGGAGUUCAUCAAAAUGCUCCAAGACGCCAUUCUAGGGGUGGUUAUAUGCCUCCCUCAGAAUUCCGCCGAAGCAGAAACAACUUCUUCAACUGAGACCCAAGUCUUGGGCCAGCCUGUUCAGAGUUCCAAGCCAGUUCCAAUCGGCCACUUGAGCCUUUUCAGCGUGACUGGACCAGGCUACGCUCAUCAUCGCAAUGCGAUGAUAGGAAUCUCACUUGCGGACGGGUUCCGGGGCAAAGGAUACGGCGGGGAAGCUAUUAACUGGGCACUGGACUGGGCAUUUCAACAUCAUGGACUGCAUAGAGUCUCUAUAGGCGCGUUUUCGUUCAACCGCGAUGCAUUGAAGCUUUACAGAAAGCUUGGAUUUGUGGAUGAAGGUCGUGAACGUGAGGCAGUUUACCAUCGUCGUGCUUGGCAUGAUAUUGUUAGUUUGUCUAUGCUGGAGCAUGAGUGGGAGGUGUUGAGAGGAAUGGUGCCUAUUCAAUCAGAUCCCACGCCUCAGCCUUCCUCCUGA
Molecule: messenger RNA, 684 nt
Organism: Penicillium mononematosum
Lineage: Eukaryota; Fungi; Ascomycota; Eurotiomycetes; Eurotiales; Aspergillaceae
Product: GNAT family N-acetyltransferase
Exons: 1
Coding region: 1-684 (227 amino acids)
Molecular function (GO): acyltransferase activity, transferring groups other than amino-acyl groups
Source: RefSeq, a predicted model, not a curated record